Messenger RNA from Danio aesculapii, 2257 nucleotides. RefSeq names its product RUNX family transcription factor 2b (gene runx2b). The transcript has 8 exons. Gene Ontology annotation, cellular component: nucleus. The record is from RefSeq and is a predicted model, not a curated record. Gene Ontology annotation, biological process: regulation of transcription by RNA polymerase II; regulation of cell differentiation; hemopoiesis. Gene Ontology annotation, molecular function: ATP binding; DNA-binding transcription factor activity, RNA polymerase II-specific; RNA polymerase II cis-regulatory region sequence-specific DNA binding. Lineage: Eukaryota; Metazoa; Chordata; Actinopteri; Cypriniformes; Danionidae. The coding region runs from base 250 to 1755 and encodes 501 amino acids.
GCAAAACCACGCGUCUCCAGAAGAAGGAAAACAGAGGGAACGGCAGCGCAGGAGAAAAGUUGGCCCACACGACUCAGUCAGUGAUGUCAUGAAACAUGUGACCCUGCUUCUCCAGUGACACCGUUCUGAGGGAAAGAAAAAAGAUUUUUUAAAGGCUCGUGCCUCUUUUGGGUUUGUGUGAAGGCUCCGCUCACCUCCUGAGCAACCACAGAACCGCAGAAAAAAAAGGUUUUUGCAUGCGGAGCGUAAAUGGUUAAUUGUCACCGGGUUGUCAACUUCAGGUUCGAGGACCGCACCAACCAGCGUCAAGGGUCACCAGAAACCACGGCGAGGCCAAGUUUGGGAGCGAAAGUGGCGACCAUGGCGUCCAACAGCCUGUUUAGUUCUGUGACCCCAUGUCAGCAGAACUUCUUCUGGGAUCCCAGCGCCGGCCGGAGGUUCAGUCCGCCGGUGUCGGUGAAGAUGAACGAUGUGAACCCGAGCGCAGGAGCGCAGCAGCAGCAGGACGGCGCGGUGGUGCCCAGACUCCGCGCGCAAGAGAACCGCUCCAUGGCCGAGAUCAUCGCCGAUCACCCGGCCGAACUGGUGCGCACAGACAGUCCCAACUUUCUCUGCUCGGUUUUGCCUUCUCAUUGGAGGUGUAAUAAAACCCUACCGGUCGCGUUUAAGGUGGUGGCCCUGGGUGAGGUUCCCGACGGGACUGUGGUCACAGUGAUGGCCGGAAAUGAUGAGAAUUAUUCAGCGGAGCUCAGGAAUGCCUCAGGGGUUAUGAAGAACCAGGUGGCCCGCUUCAAUGACCUGCGCUUUGUGGGACGAAGCGGAAGAGGGAAGAGCUUCACCCUGACGAUUACAGUAUUCACAAACCCACCGCAAGUGGCCACUUACCACAGAGCCAUUAAGGUCACGGUGGACGGACCGCGCGAGCCCAGGAGACACAGGCCGAAGUUGGAUGACUCUCCGAAGGCCGGACUGUUCUCUGACCGUCUCAGUGAACUGGAGCGCAUCCGUCAGACCACCAUGAGGGUCACUGUGCCAACACAAACACCCAGACCCUCACUCAGCAGCCCCAACUCCUACACGCCGCAGGGCCAAACGCAGAUUACAGAUCCACGGCAGGCUCAAUCUUCCCCACCAUGGUCAUACGACCAGACCUACCCAUCGUACCUGAGUCCCAUGGCCUCCCCGUCAGUUCACUCCACCACUCCACUGUCGUCCAGCCGGGCCACGGGUCUGCCCUCCAUCAGCGAUGUGCCCAGACGUCUUCCAGGUUCGACAGAUUUGAGUCCUUUCCCUGGCCAGUUUGAGCGCCAGUUCCCUGCCUUCUCCUCACUCACUGAGAGCCGCUUUUCCAGUCCCAGAAUGCACUACCCGGCCACCUUCACCUACACGCCAACCCCGGUCACCACAGGCAUGUCAUUGGGCAGCGCUCAUUACCACACAUACCUACCGCCGCCGUACCCUGGAUCCACCCAGAGCCAAAGCGGACCCUUCCAGAGCAGCAGCACCCCGUAUCUCUAUUAUGGUGCAUCUUCCGGUUCCUACCAGUUCUCCAUGGUUCCUGGAGGAGAGCGAUCGCCCACCCGCAUGAUGCCCCCCUGCACCAGCGCAUCCACAGGGACCAGCCUGGUCAAUCCCAACCUCCCGGUCCAGGCUGAUGGAGGUGGAGGAGUGGAGGGAGAUGGAAGUCAUAGCAAUUCCCCGACUCUGCUUAAUCCUGCUGGAAGAAUGGAUGAAGGCGUUUGGAGGCCGUAUUGAUUGGACAGUAGACCUUUUUUCAAUCUGUACUCUUCCACUUGCUAUGGUGGAUUGUUGUUGGACGUUGGUCGUCCCGCUGUUGAAACACAAAAUAUACCAUUUCGCAAAUCUUUCAAAGGACAAAUAUAUUGGAGAAAGUUGUUCAAAUUAGAUGCUGGAACAAGAAAAAAAUAGAAAACAUCUCGCUCAACACAAUAAUAGAAACCAUCAUACGAUUUAUAUUGAUUUUAACAGCUCGAAAUGUAAAUUAGAUUGGUUUUAAUGGAAACUAAAAUGGUCAUAAGACUCUACUGGUAGUUUUUUGCCUUCUGUUUGUGGCAAAACACAUAAAGCUGAUUUUGCCGUGACAUUGCGGAAAUAGAAACUCUUACUUCAAUACAAAAUGUGCGUGCCGCCGUCGGUUACAACAAAAACUGCUUUUGAGUUUUUGGUGAAAGAUUCCUUUUAUCGUGUGUGUUGUUAGUUUAUGAUACCUCUCAUGAUGUUUGGAGACACCCCAGAC